Messenger RNA from Cylicocyclus nassatus, 662 nucleotides. Lineage: Eukaryota; Metazoa; Nematoda; Chromadorea; Rhabditida; Strongylidae. The record is from the annotation of a GenBank genome assembly.
AUGCAGUCUUUGAGGACCCUAUACGAUUUCAACCGCAAAUUCGUACGCUGCCGCAAAGCAGGAAAUCCACAUUUUGACCCCGGACCAUUGUGUUGGGCCUUGAAUCAGGAGCAGCUAAGGCUGAGCAAGUCAACAACCUCGCAAUUCCUGCUUCCACGGCAAAUGGCAGUAGUGAAAGUCGUUGAUAUAACAAACCUGCUGUGUGAUAAAAAUCUUGGGAUUUUUAUAGGCAGAAAUGGGAUCAAUAUGAAAAGGAUACAGGGUGAAGCAAAGGUAAUUUUACAAAUAGAGCUGUGCGAAGGAGACGGUACAUUGAGACUUCGCAUCACAGGUACUCCUCUGGCGGUUGAAGCUGCGCUUAUUGAAAUCCAUGAAUUGCUCCUGGAGAUAAUUCGUCAAUCGUUCUGUCACGUGCAGAUACUACCUAGUCAUUGGGUAGGACAUAUAAUUGGCAAUUACCGAAGCAUUCGUCUUGUCAAAGACAUGGUGAAGGAACGUCAAGAUCAAAUUAGCUCAGAAUAUCUGAGCGCAGAACGUUCACAUCAAUAUGAAGGUUGGAAAUAAAAGAUUCAGCGGGAUCAACAGCAUAUGCCAGACUGAGUUGUAAGAAUGAAGGUUCUCUUCACUAUUUUCGCAGCAUUUCAAUCUUACACAUAAAGCUG